Vicia villosa (hairy vetch) is the source of this 558-nucleotide messenger RNA. RefSeq lists its product as uncharacterized. The transcript has a single exon. The coding region runs from base 1 to 558 and encodes 185 amino acids. NCBI's taxonomy places the organism in Eukaryota, Viridiplantae, Streptophyta, Magnoliopsida, Fabales, Fabaceae. The record is from RefSeq and is a predicted model, not a curated record.
AUGUUGGUUAAGAAGUCGGUGGAGAAUGGGGAUUUUGCGGGUUGUGAUGUGAACGACAAGUGUUUUGUUGAUGUGCUUCAAUUUGCGGAUAAUACUUUGUUGGUGGGGGACGGUAGUUGGAAUCACCUUUGGGCUAUUAAAGUGGUUUUGAGAGCCUUUGAGUUAGUUUCGGGUCUCGAUAUUAAUUUCAACAAAAACAAGCUUAUUGGUGUUAAUAUUAUUUCUCACUUCUUGGAUAUAGCUACUAAUUUCCUAGCUUGUAGACUUGAGUCGAAGGAGUUUAAUUUCCUUGGAAUUAAGGUGGGCAUUAAUCCUAGAAGGGCGGAUGCUUGGAGGCCUUUGGUGGAGAGUGUUAGGAAGAGAUUAAAUACGUGGAAAAGCAGGUUUAAUUUCGGAGGUAGAAUGACUCUCUUGAAGUCAGUUUUAGGUAGCUUACCUAUUUUUACUCUUUCUAUUUGUAAGGCGCCGAAGAAAGUGAUUUGUGAGAUCAACAAAAUUCAAAGCAACUUUCUUUGGGGUGGUGUGAAGGAUAAAAGGAGCAUUCAUUGGGUUUGUUAG